Molecule: messenger RNA, 1474 nt
Organism: Propithecus coquereli (Coquerel's sifaka)
Lineage: Eukaryota; Metazoa; Chordata; Mammalia; Primates; Indriidae
Gene: KRT19
Product: keratin 19, type I
Exons: 6
Coding region: 133-1353 (406 amino acids)
Molecular function (GO): structural molecule activity
Source: RefSeq, a predicted model, not a curated record
AGAUAUCCGCCCCUGACACCAUUCCUCCCUUCCCCCUCUGCCCCGGGCAUAAAAGGCGCCAGGUGAGGGCCUCGCCACUCCUCCUGCAAUCGCAGCUCCUCUGGCCUGUGUCACUCCGUUCUCCUCCUUGCCAUGACUUCGUACAGCUAUCGCCAGUCGUCGGCCACCUCGUCCUUCGGGGGCCUGGGCGGGGGCCUGGGCGGCUCCGUGCGCUUUGGGGCGGGGGGAGCCUUCCGCGCGCCCAGCAUCCACGGGGGAUCGGGCGGCCGCGGCGUGUCGGUGUCUUCCGCCCGCUUCGUGUCCUCGUCCUCCGCGGGCUAUGGCGGGGGCUACGGCGGCGGCUUUGCCAGUGGCCUGGCCGGGUCCGACGUGCUGCUGGCGGGCAACGAGAAGGCCACCAUGCAGAACCUCAACGACCGCCUGGCCUCCUACCUGGACAAGGUGCGCUCCCUGGAGAAGGCCAACGGCGAGCUGGAGGUGAAGAUCCGCGACUGGUACCAGAAGCAGGGGCCCGGGCCGUCCCGUGACUACAGCCACUACUUCAAGACCAUCGAGGACCUGCGGGAAAAGAUUCUUGGUGCCACCAUUGAGAACUCCAGGAUUGUCCUGCAGAUUGACAAUGCCCGUCUGGCUGCAGAUGACUUCCGAACCAAGUUUGAGACGGAGCAGGCCCUGCGUCUGGGCGUGGAGGCCGACAUCAAUGGCCUGCGCCGGCUGCUGGACGACUUGACCCUGGCCAGGACCGACCUGGAGGUGCAGAUCGAGAACUUAAAGGAGGAGCUAGUCUACCUGAAGAAGAAUCAUGAGGAGGAAAUCAGUGUCCUGAGGGGCCAGGUGGGUGGUCAGGUCAAUGUGGAGGUGGAUUCUGCUCCGGGCGUCGAUCUUGCCAAGAUCCUGAGUGACAUGCGAAGCCAAUAUGAAGUCUUGGCUGAGCAGAACCGGAAGGACGUGGAAACCUGGUACACGGGCCAGAUCGACAUACUGAACAAAGAGGUCACCAGCAACAAGGAGCAGCUCCAGAUCAGCAAGUCCGAGGUCACUGACCUGCGGCGUACCCUGCAGGGUCUUGAGAUUGAGCUGCAGUCACAGCUUAGCAUGAAAGCCGCCCUGGAAGGCACCGUGGCGGAGACAGAGGCCCGCUAUGGAGCCCAGCUGGCGCAGAUCCAGGGGCUGAUCAGCGCUAUUGAAGCCCAGCUGGCUGAGGUGCGUGCUGACAGUGAGCGGCAGAAUCAGGACUACCAGCGGCUCAUGGACAUCAAGUCGCGGCUGGAGCAGGAGAUCGCCACCUACCGCAGCCUGCUUGAGGGCCAGGAGGCCCACUACAAUGACCUGCCCACCUCCAAGGUCAUCUAAGCAGGCUCCUGGGCUUCUGCCCUCCUGCAGAGGGAUUCCCUGGGUAGGAGGCAUGGGCAGGGAGGGACCCUUACCCCUGGCUCUUCCCCUGACCUGCCAAUAAAAUUUUAUGGCCCCGGGG